Lasiosphaeria miniovina is the source of this 1692-nucleotide messenger RNA. RefSeq lists its product as uncharacterized. NCBI's taxonomy places the organism in Eukaryota, Fungi, Ascomycota, Sordariomycetes, Sordariales, Lasiosphaeriaceae. Gene Ontology annotation, cellular component: ubiquitin ligase complex. Gene Ontology annotation, molecular function: ubiquitin-protein transferase activity; ubiquitin binding. The coding region runs from base 1 to 1692 and encodes 563 amino acids. Gene Ontology annotation, biological process: proteasome-mediated ubiquitin-dependent protein catabolic process; protein linear polyubiquitination. The record is from RefSeq and is a predicted model, not a curated record. The transcript is spliced from 4 exons.
AUGGAGCAAUUUGAGCCCCCCAAAGCUCAUCUUGAGCACGUCAGCAACGAUCUGCAGCUGGAGUGUGAGAGUGCGGUUCUGAGCUGUUUCCCAGACAUGUGCCCAGACCAUCUGAAGGAACUCGCUGCCCAGUACCAGUGGGAACAUGCCCAACUUAUCACUGCCGUUCUGGAUUCUAUGGAAAGGGGUAUCUCGUAUCCGAAGCGGGCCAAGUUGCUCAAACGAAAGCGCAACGUGGAGGAGAAAAAGGACGACUCUGGAGGUGCCGAGAAACGCAAGAAAUUGCUCACGGUCGAGUUCCCCUUCAUUUAUGUACACGACCUGCAGAAGGUUCUCAAAGAGAAAAAUGAGUACCUUUUCCAAACUUACAUGGCCUUGGAUACCGCCUACGCAGACGGAGAGGCGAACUCGCCGUUUGCACCCAAGAAAGUCCCAACCAAGCCGCUUGAUAUAGAGGUAGAGUUUCUAGGGAUGGAACGGCAUCCAGCCUAUAAGGACGCCCUAGCCGAAUUUCACGCUGCGCAAAAGAUUUGCCAAGACAAGGCCGCCAUACGAGCAGAUAAAAGCCGCCAGGAGCAAGAGGAACUCGAUAAUAUCAAUCGAGCAAAAGCAGGAGGAACAAUGUCCGAGUGUGGGUGUUGUUUUGACGAAUUUCCUCUGAACAGAAUGGUUCACUGCAAUGGCGAUGAGAUUCACUGGUUCUGCCGCGGCUGCACGAAGCGAAUGGCGGAGACCGAGGUUGGCCUUUCCAAAUAUCACCUCGCGUGCAUGUCCAUGGACGGCUGCACGGGGGGCUUCUCGCGGGAUCAGAGGGAGAUAUUCUUGACUAAGGACCUGGCAGCUGCCUUGGAGCGGAUUGAGCAGGAGGCCAUUCUACGCAUGGCGGGUAUUGAGAACCUCGAGACAUGCCCCUUUUGCCCUUAUGCGGCCGAAUAUCCUCCGGUGGAGGAGAACAAGGAGUUCAAGUGCGACAAUCCCCAAUGCGAAGUGGUAAGCUGCCGGCUGUGUCGGCAAGUGACCCACAUACCCAAGACCUGCGAAGAGGUAGUACGGGAGGGGGGCCACAGUGCUCGACGCCAAAUAGAAGAGGCCAUGUCGAAGGCCAUGAUCCGCACAUGUAACAAAUGCAACACACCAUUCAUCAAGGAGAAUGGAUGCAACAAGAUGAUGUGCACACGCAACGGAUGUAGAAAUAUCCAGUGCUACGUCUGCUCAGAGUCGUGUGACUACCGCCAUUUUGACGAUCAAAAUAGGGGUGGGAGAUUAGGCAACUGUCCCCUGUUUGAUAGCGUCGAGAAGCGGCAUGCGGACGAGGUUCGGGCAGCUGAGGAGAAAGCUCGGAAACAAGCCACCGAGAAAAACCCGCACGUCAAAGCCGAACUUUUCGAGAUCAAGUUCUCUGACGCCGUGUUGGAAGACGAGAAGCGCCGCCAGAAUCUUGGCCGAGCUGCGGCUUCCACCAAGUGCCGCGAAGGCAGAAGGCUCAACAACCGGUACCGCAAGUACAGCAUAUCGCUCAACAGCAAGGACAGGAUGUCGCUCAACAGCAAGGACAGAAUGUCGCUCAACACGUCGAGGACAUCCAUCGACAAGUUCGAAACCGCAUUCGUCAACGAGUUCGAGACGACCGGACGCUCCAGAAUGUCAUGCGUGUGGCAGAAGCAGUACCUGCCAGGCAACGACCCGAGAUAG